AAUGAUACGAUUACUCACCGACUCUCAUGGCAACGCAGCACAGCUGAUUUCUCUCCCUCCUUCCUUCUCUCUCUAUCUCUCUCUUUCUUUCUCCAUAUUUUGUGUCUCUUUCUCUUUCUCACUCACCGCUGAGAAAUGAGUGGAAUUUCUCAUCCAUCUGAGACAGUAAUUUUGUCUUUUGUUUCCUUUCUCUCAUUCCUUCCUUCCCUUCCCCUCUCUCUGACUACACCUCUCUGGCGUCCUACUCCUGUCACUGGGCCAAGGGAAUAGUGCGCACAUGGAAUUUCCUCUCUGUCUCUCUCCUUCUCUCUGUCCUCCUGUCUGUCUCUCUCCUUCUCUCUCCAUUCCUGUCUCUUUCAUCUCUCUCAACCCCCACCCCACCCAUUCCCUCCUUCUGUCUCUGCGGGACAGUCCAAUCUGUUAGCUUAGCCAUAGGGCUAAUAUCUUGACUAUAAGCUGAUUAGCUGCUGCUGAGCUAGUUUUUAGCCUUUUAGCCUAGUAGUAGUUAGCGUUUAGUUAGCCCUGGAGCUGAAGGAGGUGUGUGGACGGGCUGAGCUCCAUCCAGGCACGACUCGCUGUUUCUAUUCUGCUGAGAGAGACGCACGCAACAACCGCUGCAGCAGGUCGUACGAAGAGCAGCUCCCUCCCUCUCCACUUCUUUCUCUCUCCUCUUCAGACUCUCCCUCUCUUUCUCUCUGAUGCAGCCUGACUCUCUCUCUCCCUCCCUCCCUCCCUCCCUCCCUCCUGUUUCUCUCCCCACUUCUGGAGUGCAGCCUGUCCCGGGGCAACUGACUGACUGCGUGUGUUCCUGCAUCACCUUGCAGUCAGCUUGCCUGCCUGUGGCGGACUGCCCUUUUACCUUUUUGUCUCUUUCUCUUUCUCGCUCACUGUCUCUCCACUUUGUCCCGUACCUUUUCCUAUUUCUCCAUCUGUCCCGCUCGUUACCCCUCUCACCCCUCUUGGACUGGCAAAAUGUAUCGGAACCCGUGGAUCUCCAACUACCUGAGCCAUGUCAAGUUCUGCGGCCAAGGACUCGGGGGUGAAACACCCAUUAAACUCGGCAGAUCCAGACUGUUAGCGAACAGAGCGUUAAGCUUCCAGGAAGAGUUGUCAUUUGACGAAAAGGACGACCCUGCCAAGAACACCAAAGAUAUAGAUGUCAGUGUCUUGGUAAAUCUCCCCAAAGUUUCAGAAUUGAGGAAGCGCUUUGAAGGUAUCAGCACAAACUCAAGUGACUGGGAGAUGAACAGGAAGGAGCGUAUCGCUCGGCGUCUGGAGGGGAUCGAGGGGGAGGCUCAACCCGCCCUGCUGCCCAGCUGUGGGGGCCUGCUGACCCACCGCCUGCUGGAGGAAGACACCCCUCGCUACACACGGGCCUCCGACCUCUGUGAGCCCCGCGCGGUCACUGUCCAGCGGUACAGCCGUGAGGAUGGCCCCGACGGCAUGAGGCUCCCUCCGUCCGACCACCAGCCCAGGACGCGCCACCGUCCCCACCCCCAGCCUGCGGUCAGCACGGAGCCCGCCUGCAGCUCCACCGACAGCGCCCUGGAGGCGGAGUCCAAGGCGGAGCGCAUCGCCCGCUACAAGGCGGAGCGCCGCCGCCAGCUUGCCGAGCGCUACGGUAUCUCCCUGGACACGGAGCCCGCGGAGCCCACGGAUAACUCCUCCUCCGCCGGCGGCACGCGCCAAGCCAACGCUCGUGGGAGCAAGGGCUCCGACGGCCCCGAUAGACCCGCGCACAGAGAGGCCGAGGACGGCCCCAGAGCGGGCCGCGCGGCCCCCCGCACCGACCCCGAGCCGGCGCCCGCCCGGGGGCGCCCCCGCCUGGACUCCCUCUCCGAGAGGGAGAGGGCCAUGAACCUGGAGAACCAGCGCAGGGCUCAGGAGAGGAGCGUGGAGCCCCCUCCCUCCUCCUGCUCCUACAUGGACGUGACCUCCUCGUCUUCCUCCGGCGCCUGGCCGCCCCCCAGGGACCAGGCCGUGGCAGGGAUGCCGCCCAGCUCGCCCAAGACGGGCCGACGGCCGUCCCUCCCCUCCCCCAGGCAGGGCACGUCGCCCGGGGAUCUGUUCAUCGAACAGCAGGCCCACAACAUCCUCAGCAGACAGGGGUCUUGCGUGAGUUCUGAGCUGAACAGUACAGAAGAUGAAGAGAAGCUAGAUGAGCGAUCCAAACUGAGUGUGGCAGCCAAGCGCUCUCUCUUCAGGGAGUUGGAGAAGAGCAUCGAUGGCGGCCCCCCGAAGGUCCGUUCACGGAACGCAGCGGUGGACAGGCGUCUGAGGAGAGGCCAGGACCGCUCCCGCACCCAGCCCGUCACAACGGAGGAGGUGGUCAUCGCUGCUACACUCCAGGCGUCAUCGCAGCAGAGCGCGGCGGCCCGAGCAGCCCGUCAAUCCCAGGAUGCCUUGCAGCAGCAGCAGCAGCAGAGUCAGCAGCGUUCCCAGGAGGCCAGUCCAGAGGAUGAGCCUGACCUCUCCACCCUGAGUCUUGCCCAGAAGAUGGCCCUGUUCAACCGCCUGGCCCAGCCCGCCACACGGGUGACCCGCGCGCGGCCCGACACACGCCAGCGUCGCUCCAACGCCCGCUACCAGACCCAGCCAAUCACCUUAGGAGACAUGGAGCAGGAGUCCUCCUCCACAGAGCCCUCUGAGAAGGAGCUGAGCGACAGCCCGCUAGAACCCUUCCUACAGGCCCCGCUCACACAAUUGCACCACGGAGCUGCAUCCAAGCUGUCCUCCUCCUCCUCACUGUCCACGCUCCGACCAGGAGGCACCUUCUCCACAGACCACGCCGGAGACAUCCACCUGGCCCAGGCCAGUGUGCCCGACGAGCCCAGCCCCACGGCCCCCGUCCCUGGGUACUACGAGAGGUCUGGCCCCCGGAGCCCCCACAACCCCAUCACCCAGACCACCCCUCACCUCCCUGCCCAGGCCACGGACGGGGCAGGCUGGAGACCAGAGCUGCCUUCUCAGGCCUCUCUGGACCAGCACCAGCAGCAGGCCCAGCACGAGUUGGAGUUGCCCCAGGGAGAGGAAGCUGGUCUGGGGGGAGGGAAGAGGAAGCUGGCCUCUCCGGACAGAGCAGUACAACAAACUCCCCCGCCCCAACCCCAGGGGAGAAUGUUGGAUGAGCAGAGGGACUAUAUGUGGGAGAGCCAAUCCUCACAUGAACUACCCUACCCAGAAGACCAGAUGUCCACAGGCAUCAUUGCAGAGCCCUGUGUGGCAUCAUCAUCACCACAGACGAGAGCAGCGGCUGCCACAGCGUCGUCCUGCUCCAGGAGUGUGCCCCGGGCUGCACACACACAGGAACCCUGCUCGUCUGCACCCCCCACCGCCGGGGAGCCGGGCACGGACACGCGCGCUGACGGCAGCGAACACAGACCCUGCCCGCUUCAGCCAGAGACGGAAGACGACCUGACGGAAGCCAUGUCGGCCAGACAGAUGUCCAUCAAAGAGAGACUGGCCCUGCUGAAGAAGAGCGGUGAAGAUGACUGGCGCAACCGCAUCAACAGGAAGCAGGAUGUGGUCAAAGCUGCAGUGUCGGAGCAACACGUUCAACUCUGGGAGGUGGAGCAGAACUUCAAAAAGAAGGACGAAGGGCCCAUGGUGAUCGAUGAUUUUGCCGUGGCGGAUCAACUCUGGGAGCCAGUCUUUGCCGCUACCUUGUCCCCUCCUCCCGAGCCCCCUGUCCACAUAACUCCCCAUGAUGCCCCCCCAACCCAGGCCGCUCCACCUAAACCCCUGCAGCAGUUGCAGGUGGAUGAGAGACAUCCUUGGAGAUGGAAGAGGAUGGGUGAGGAGCUGGAGAUGCAGCGUAUCGAGGCCCACAUGUCCAUCCAGGAGAGGAAGCAGAUGAUCUGCACCCGGGAGGAGGCCUGGAAGUCCAAGGGCCGCGGCGCCGCCAACGACUCCACGCAGUUCACCGUGGCCGGGCGCAUGGUUAAGAAAGGUCUGGCGGCUCCCUCAGCUCUCCUCUCUCCAGUUCUCUCCAAACCCAAGACCAGCAGUCCUGCCAUCUCCAAACCACAAGAAGAGAUAGAGGCCAAGCCAGACAUGAACUUGGAGACAGACAGGAAGCUGGAUAAGCUUGAGUCCUUCCUGGGCAAGCUGAACAGUAAAGUGGCAGGCCUGUCAGAAACCACCAUCACAGUGACGGAGAAGAAGGUGAAGGAGGUGAUGGACCUUGACGAUGAGAUCUUCUCCAAGUUCUACCGCCACGCGGCUGAGCUGCCACACCUGAGCUGCCAGGUGGACCUCGAGGAGGACUUUGAUGCCAUAUUCGGCACCAGCAUGCCCAUGUUGACCUCCGACAUGGUGCAGCACAAGCGGGCAGUGCGACCGGCCCGGAACGUUCCGGCGUCCAGGAACCCCCUGAAGAUGCUGGCGGCGAGGGAGGACAUCCGCCACGAGUACACGGAGCAGAGGCUCAACAUCGGCCUGCUGGAGAGCAAGAUGAAGGCAGAGAAGAUGAGUAAGAACUCAGGUUUCUCAGAGGUUGCUCUAGCCGGUCUGGCCAGUAAGGAGAACUUUAGCAGUGUUCACCUACGCAGUGUCAGCAUUUCAGAGCAGACAUCCAACAACAGUGCCUUGCCCUACAAGAAGCUCAUGCUGAUCCAGGUCAAAGGUCGCCGCCACGUCCAGACCAGGCUUGUUGAGCCCAGAUCAUCUUCGUUGAACAGCGGAGACUGCUUUCUGCUUGUCACACGCCAAUACUGCUUUAUUUGGACUGGGGAGUUUGCCAAUGUCAUUGAAAAGGCCAAGGCUGCAGAGAUGGCCGCCUUCAUCCAGACCAAGCGGGACCUGGGCUGCAAGGCAGACUACGUCCAGGUGAUCGAGGAAGGCAUCAACACACACAGCCAUGCUGCUAAGGACUUCUGGAAGGUUCUAGGCGGACAGACCAGCUACCAGGCUGCUGGGACGCCCGAUGAGGAUGAGCUGUACGAGAGUGCCAUCGUGGAGACCAACUGCAUCUACCGCCUGCUUGAUGACAAACUGGUGCCCGAUGACGACUUCUGGGGCAAAGUCCCCCGCUGCACUCUGCUCCGACCCACAGAGGUGCUGGUGUUUGACUUUGGUAGCGAAGUGUACGUGUGGCACGGCAAGGAGGUGACGCUGGCACAGAGGAAGGUGGCCUUCCAGCUAGCCAAGCACCUGUGGAACGGCACCUUCGACUACACCUGCUGCGACAUCAACCCCCUGGACCCCGGGGAAUGCAACGCCCUCAUACCCAAGAAGGGCCAAGGCCGUCCAGACUGGGCCGUGUUCGGGAGGCUGACUCAGCACAACGAGACCACCCUGUUUAAGGAGAAGUUCCUGGACUGGACCGACGCCAAGAAGACUCCCGCUGCCGGCGUCGUCACCGCCAAGAACGGCCACAAUCACCACAACCAACACAAGGAGCAGCAGGGAGCGGAGCAGCCGCGCCCGUACGACGCCGCCCUCAUGCUGCCCCUCCUCCAGGCGCCGGUGCGCACCGUGCUGGACGGCCUGAGCGUGGGGCGGGGCUACGGCAUGGUGGAGGGCGAGGAGAGGCGGAGCUACGACGUGAGCACGCUGGCGGUGGAGGUGUGGCACAUCUUGGAGUUUGACUACAGCCGCCUGCCACGCCAGAGCAUCGGCCAGUUCCACGAGGGCGACACCUACGUGGUCAAGUGGAAGUACAUGGUGAGCACGGCAGUUGGGAGGAGGCAGAAUCCAGAGCAGGUGAGGACGGCGGGUGCCGGGAAAGAGAAGUGUUGCUACUUCUUCUGGCAGGGACGCAAUGCCACCGUCAGCGAGAAGGGAACGUCGGCGCUGAUGACCGUGGAGCUGGACGAGGAGAGAGGAGCACAGGUGCAGGUCCAGCAGGGGAAGGAGCCCCCCUGUUUCCUCCAGUGUUUUAAAGGAGGGAUGGUGGUCCAUGCUGGGAAGAGGGAGGAGGAGGAGGAGAACUCUCAGAAUGACUGGCGCCUGUACUGCGUGCGAGGCGAGGCCCCGGUGGAGGCCCACCUGCUGGAGGUGGCGUGCCACAGCAUCAGCCUGCGCUCGCGGGCCUCCAUGGCCCUGCUGAGCGUGAGCCAGGCUCUCAUCUACCUGUGGCACGGCUGCAAGACCCAGACGCACGCGCGCGACGUGGCGCGCACCGCCGCCAACAGGAUCAAGGAGCAGUGUCCCCUGGAGGCAGGGCUCCACACCAGCUGCAAGAUGACCAUCCAUGAGUUUGACGAAGGCUCGGAGCCCGUGGAAUUCUGGGAGGCACUGGGGAAGAGGGACAGGAAGACUUACGACUGCAUGCUUCAAGAUCCAGGGAAGUUUAACUUCACCCCCCGCCUCUACCAACUCAGCAGCUGCUCUGGGGAGUUUGUUGCCACGGAGUUCUUCUACCCCGCAAGAGAGCCCAGCCUGGUCAACUCUCUGCCCUUCUUACAGGAAGACCUGUACACUGCCUCCCAGCCAGCCCUAUUCCUGGUGGACAACCACCACGAGGUGUACCUGUGGCAGGGCUGGUGGCCUCAGGAUAUCGAGAGCCCCGGCUCCGCCCACAUCCGCUGGGAUGCAGACAGGAAGUGUGCCAUGGAGACAGUGCUGCAGUACUGCCAAGCGAAGAAUGAGAAGAAGCCCCCCAAGUCUUACCUGAUCCACGCCGGGUUGGAGCCCCUGACUUUCACCAACAUGUUCCCCAGCUGGGAGCACCGCGAGGACAUCGCUGAUAUCACCGAGAGGGAGGCAGAGGUGUGUAACCAGAUCAUCCUGGUGGAGGACGUGCUGGCCAGGCUGUGUAAGACGGCCUACCCCCUGACAGAGCUGCUGGCCCGCCCGCUGCCCGAGGGCGUCGACCCUCUGCGUCUGGAGAUCUACCUGUCAGAUGACGACUUUGAGGAUGUGGGGGCUUAUGGGAAGAAAGCGUUGGAAAUGUCGAGAGAGGAGUAUGAGUGCUUGCCUGGCUGGAAGCAGGUGAACGUGAAGAAAGCCAAAGGACUGUUCUAGAACGUUUGGGUGGAGAGCAAGAGAAAGCUAGCGGGGAGGAAGAUGGAGGUGAGCGGACAACAUUGGCGGUGUAAGUGGUGCAAGCCAGUAGGAAAAAAUAAAAUCAAAUAAAUAAUCAACCCCCCCAUCCAAGGAGACAUGGACGGGAGGGGGCCGGACGUUGGGGCGGAGGUGUGGCCAGCCUCUUGCCUGGUUUUCCUGUCUCUGUUCUUUGAUUUGUUUUUCACCUUUUCUGAGGCAAGCGAUGCGUGUGGCGUCUCUCUAGGAUGGACCUGUGUGCGUGCGUGCGUUUGUGUAUAAUGGACCAGGUCGUUUUUGUUGAGU
Hypomesus transpacificus is the source of this 7290-nucleotide messenger RNA. RefSeq names its product supervillin-like. Gene Ontology annotation, biological process: cytoskeleton organization; barbed-end actin filament capping; actin polymerization or depolymerization. Gene Ontology annotation, molecular function: phosphatidylinositol-4,5-bisphosphate binding; actin filament binding. NCBI's taxonomy places the organism in Eukaryota, Metazoa, Chordata, Actinopteri, Osmeriformes, Osmeridae. The record is from RefSeq and is a predicted model, not a curated record. Gene Ontology annotation, cellular component: actin cytoskeleton; cytoplasm.